This is a messenger RNA of Zalophus californianus (California sea lion), 13771 nucleotides long. RefSeq names its product teneurin transmembrane protein 4 (gene TENM4). The coding region runs from base 611 to 8995 and encodes 2794 amino acids. Gene Ontology annotation, biological process: signal transduction; neuron development; heterophilic cell-cell adhesion. The record is from RefSeq and is a predicted model, not a curated record. The transcript has 33 exons. NCBI's taxonomy places the organism in Eukaryota, Metazoa, Chordata, Mammalia, Carnivora, Otariidae. Gene Ontology annotation, molecular function: protein heterodimerization activity; cell adhesion molecule binding; protein homodimerization activity. Gene Ontology annotation, cellular component: membrane; neuron projection.
CUCGCCCUCUCUGUCUGUGUGUAAGAGAGCGAGGGUGGGGGACGGAGGCAGGCAGGCGAGCAGGCAGGGAGGGGAAGAAGAGGAGGGAAGCUAUUAAACACACACACUCACACACACGCGCGCGCACACACCCGCCCCAACCCCCCCAGAAGCCUCGGGAUUGCAGCUGUUUCAUGUGGGGCAGCAGUGCUGGCAGGGACGCCGGCCGGGAGCGGCCGGGAGCGGGAGCCGGGCGUGCGCGCGCGGCUGGAGCCUCGCUGGGGCUCCGCUCCCCUCGGGAGCUAUUGUUGGUCUCGCUGGAGCUGAGCGCAGAGCCGGGACCCGCUCCUUCCUGGGCGCCCUGCUCCGGCUCGCGGAGCCGAGGAGCCGCGCCGCCGAGCGCCAGAGGAGCCACCCGCGCGGCGCCGAGCCUCCCUGCCGCCCUCCUCCCCGCUUCCCCGGCGGUGGCAGCCUGCAGCCACGAUGGAAAAACUGAGACUCAGAGAGGGCUAGUGAUCUCCCGGACAGUUGGUCAGUAGAAAGGAUCCUGCCUUGUCCUCCAGGAUCCGAUGGCCCUGGAGAGAGGGCUGCAGGGCCCAGGGACACUGCUGACUCUUCAGAACGUGCUGACAUGGAGCCAGACCACUCGGCCCUGAGUGCCGCGAGGACCCUGUUCGUGGAUGUGGAGGAGCGCGGGCCGGAGGCCAUGGACGUGAAGGAGAGAAAGCCGUACCGUUCGCUGACCCGGCGCCGCGACGCCGAGCGCCGCUACACCAGCUCGUCGGCGGACAGCGAGGAGGGCAAGGUUCCGCAGAAGUCCUACAGCUCCAGCGAGACCCUGAAGGCCUACGACCAGGACGCGCGCCUGGCCUAUGGCGGCCGCGUCAAGGACAUGGUGCCGCAGGAGGCGGAGGAGUUCUGCCGCGCAGGAGCCAACUUCAGCCUGCGGGAGCUGGGGCUGGGAGAGGUGACGCCCCCUCACGGGACCCUGUACCGGACAGACAUAGGCCUCCCGCACUGCGGCUACUCCAUGGGGGCCAGCUCCGACGCCGAUGUGGAGGCCGACACCGUGCUGUCCCCUGAGCACCCCGUGCGGCUGUGGGGCCGCAGCACACGGUCGGGGCGCAGCUCCUGCCUGUCCAGCCGGGCCAACUCCAACCUCACGCUCACCGACACGGAGCAUGAGAACACCGAGACUGAUCACCCAGGCGGCCUGCAGAACCACCCGCGGCUCCGGACGCCGCCGCCGCCGCUCUCGCACGCCCACACCCCCAACCAGCACCACGCGGCCUCCAUCAACUCCCUGAACCGGGGCAACUUCACUCCGAGGAGCAACCCCAGCCCGGCCCCCACGGACCCCUCGCUCUCGGGAGAGCCCCCCGCCGGCGGCGUCCAGGAGCCGGCCCACGCCCAGGACAACUGGCUGCUCAACAGCAACAUCCCCCUGGAGACCAGAAACCUAGGCAAGCAGCCAUUCCUAGGGACAUUGCAGGACAACCUCAUUGAGAUGGACAUUCUCAGCGCCUCCCGCCAUGAUGGGGCUUACAGUGACGGGCACUUCCUCUUCAAGCCAGGAGGCACCUCGCCACUCUUCUGCACCACGUCGCCAGGGUACCCUCUGACGUCCAGCACGGUGUACUCCCCCCCGCCCCGGCCCCUGCCCCGCAGCACCUUCGCCCGGCCGGCCUUCAGCCUCAAGAAGCCCUCCAAGUAUUGUAACUGGAAGUGUGCGGCCCUGAGCGCCCUUGUGCUCUCCGCCACGCUGGUCAUCCUGCUGGCGUACUUCGUGGCCAUGCACCUGUUUGGCCUAAACUGGCACCUGCAGCCGAUGGAGGGGCAGAUGUAUGAGAUCACGGAGGACACAGCCAGCAGUUGGCCUGUGCCAACGGACGUCUCCCUGUAUCCAUCAGGGGGCACUGGGUUAGAGAUCCCUGACAGGAAAGGCAAAGGAGCCACAGAAGGAAAGCCCAGUAGUUUCUUUCCAGAGGACAGUUUUAUAGACUCUGGAGAAAUCGACGUGGGGAGACGGGCUUCCCAGAAGAUUCCUCCUGGCACUUUCUGGAGAUCUCAGGUGUUCAUAGACCAUCCUGUGCAUCUGAAAUUCAAUGUGUCUCUGGGAAAGGCAGCUCUGGUUGGCAUUUAUGGCAGAAAAGGCCUUCCUCCUUCACAUACACAGUUUGACUUUGUAGAGCUGCUGGAUGGAAGAAGGCUCCUGACCCAGGAGGCACGGAGCCUGGAGGGACCUCAGCGCCAAUCUCGGGGAGUCGUCCCCCCAUCUAGUCAUGAGACCGGCUUCAUCCAGUAUUUGGAUUCAGGAAUCUGGCACCUGGCUUUUUACAAUGACGGAAAGGAGUCUGAAGUGGUUUCUUUUCUCACCACUGCCGUUGAGUCGGUGGAUAACUGUCCCAGCAACUGCUAUGGCAACGGGGACUGCAUCUCUGGGACCUGCCACUGCUUCCUGGGCUUCCUGGGCCCCGACUGUGGCAGAGCCUCCUGCCCCGUGCUGUGUAGCGGAAACGGCCAGUACAUGAAGGGCCGGUGCCUGUGCCACAGCGGCUGGAAGGGCGCCGAGUGCGACGUGCCCACCAGCCAGUGCAUCGACGUGGCCUGCAGCAACCACGGCACCUGCAUCAUGGGCACCUGCAUCUGCAACCCCGGCUACAAGGGCGAGAGCUGUGAGGAAGUGGACUGCAUGGACCCCACGUGUUCAGGCCGGGGUGUGUGUGUGAGAGGCGAGUGCCACUGCUCCGUGGGAUGGGGAGGCACCAACUGUGAGACGCCCAGGGCCACGUGCUUGGACCAGUGUUCGGGCCACGGAACCUUCCUCCCAGACACCGGCCUUUGCAGCUGUGACCCAAGCUGGACAGGACACGACUGUUCUAUCGAGAUCUGUGCUGCCGACUGUGGGGGCCACGGUGUCUGCGUGGGGGGCACCUGCCGCUGCGAAGAAGGCUGGAUGGGGGCAGCCUGCGACCAGCGGGCCUGCCACCCACGCUGUGCCGAGCACGGGACCUGCCGCGAUGGCAAGUGUGAGUGCAGCCCCGGCUGGAACGGCGAGCACUGCACCAUCGCGCACUAUCUGGAUAGGGUAGUUAAAGAGGGUUGCCCUGGCUUGUGCAACGGCAAUGGCAGAUGUACCCUGGACCUGAAUGGCUGGCACUGCGUCUGCCAGCUGGGCUGGAGAGGAGCGGGCUGUGACACAUCCAUGGAAACCGCCUGUGGUGAUAGCAAAGACAACGAUGGAGAUGGCUUGCUGGACUGCAUGGACCCUGACUGUUGCCUCCAGCCCCUCUGCCAUGUCAACCCGCUGUGCCUGGGCUCCCCCGACCCUCUGGACAUCAUCCAGGAGACACAGGCCCCCGCGUCCCAGCAGAACCUGCACUCCUUCUACGACCGCAUCAAGUUCCUUGUGGGCAGGGACAGCACGCACAUCAUUCCCGGGGAGAGCCCCUUUGACGGAGGGCAUGCUUGUGUCAUUCGUGGUCAAGUGAUGACGUCAGAUGGGACCCCACUGGUUGGUGUGAAUAUCAGCUUCGUCAAUAACCCUCUCUUUGGAUACACAAUCAGCAGGCAAGAUGGCAGCUUUGACCUGGUCACAAACGGCGGCAUCUCCAUCAACCUCCGGUUCGAGCGGGCACCUUUCAUCACACAGGAGCACACCCUCUGGCUGCCUUGGGAUCGCUUCUUUGUCAUGGAAACCAUCAUCAUGCGCCACGAAGAGAAUGAGAUUCCCAGCUGUGACCUGAGCAACUUCGCCCGCCCCAACCCUGUCGUGUCCCCGUCCCCACUGACGUCCUUCGCCAGGUCCUGUGCAGAGAAAGGCCCCAUCGUUCCAGAAAUUCAGGCUUUGCAGGAGGAAAUCGCUAUCUCUGGCAGCAAGAUGAGGCUGAGCUACCUGAGCAGCCGUACCCCUGGCUACAAGUCUGUCCUGAGGAUCAGCCUCACCCACCCUACCAUCCCCUUCAACCUCAUGAAGGUGCACCUCAUGGUGGCCGUUGAGGGCCGCCUCUUCAGGAAGUGGUUUGCUGCAGCCCCGGACUUGUCCUAUUAUUUCAUCUGGGACAAGACAGACGUCUACAACCAGAAGGUGUUUGGGCUCUCGGAAGCCUUUGUUUCUGUGGGCUAUGAGUAUGAAUCCUGCCCAGAUCUGAUCCUCUGGGAAAAAAGAACAGCUGUGCUGCAGGGCUAUGAAAUCGAUGCUUCCAAGCUGGGAGGAUGGAACCUGGACAAACAUCAUGCCCUCAACAUCCAAAGUGGCAUCUUGCACAAAGGGAAUGGGGAGAACCAGUUUGUGUCUCAGCAGCCACCUGUCAUCGGGAGCAUCAUGGGCAAUGGGCGCCGGAGAAGCAUCUCCUGCCCCAGCUGCAAUGGCCUUGCUGAUGGCAAUAAGCUCCUGGCCCCCGUGGCCCUCACGUGUGGCUCCGACGGGAGCCUCUAUGUGGGAGACUUCAACUACAUCCGAAGGAUCUUCCCUUCUGGGAAUGUCACCAACAUCCUGGAGUUGAGAAAUAAAGAUUUCAGACAUAGCCAUAGCCCAGCGCAUAAAUACUACCUGACCACGGACCCCAUGAGCGGGGCUGUCUUCCUCUCGGACACCAACAGCCGGCGGGUCUUUAAGAUCAAGUCCACCGUGGUCGUGAAGGACCUUGUCAAGAACUCCGAGGUGGUCGCGGGGACAGGUGACCAGUGCCUCCCCUUCGAUGACACUCGAUGCGGGGAUGGUGGCAAGGCCACCGAGGCCACACUUACCAACCCCAGAGGCAUCACGGUGGACAAGUCUGGGCUGAUUUACUUCGUGGAUGGCACCAUGAUCAGACGCAUUGAUCAGAACGGGGUCAUCUCCACCCUGCUGGGCUCCAAUGAUCUUACCUCGGCCCGGCCCCUCAGCUGUGACUCUGUCAUGGAUAUUUCUCAGGUUCGCCUGGAGUGGCCCACCGACUUAGCCAUCAACCCGAUGGACAACUCCCUCUACGUCCUUGACAACAAUGUGGUCCUGCAGAUCUCUGAAAACCACCAGGUGCGCAUCGUUGCUGGGAGACCUAUGCACUGCCAGGUCCCCGGCAUUGACCACUUCCUGCUGAGCAAGGUGGCCAUCCACGCAACCCUGGAGUCAGCUGCCGCCUUGGCUGUCUCACACAAUGGGGUCCUGUACAUUGCCGAGACCGACGAGAAGAAGACCAACCGCAUCAGGCAGGUCACCACCAGCGGAGAGAUCUCCCUGGUUGCGGGGGCCCCCAGUGGCUGUGACUGUAAAAACGAUGCCAACUGUGACUGUUUCUCGGGAGACGCCGGCUAUGCCAAGGACGCAAAGCUGAAUACGCCAUCUUCCUUGGCUGUGUGUGCCGACGGGGAGCUCUAUGUGGCUGACCUGGGGAAUAUCAGAAUUCGGUUUAUCAGGAAGAACAAGCCCUUUCUCAACACCCAGAACAUGUAUGAGCUGUCCUCGCCCAUUGACCAGGAGCUCUACCUGUUUGAUACCAGUGGAAAGCAUCUGUACACCCAAAGUCUGCCCACAGGCGACUACCUGUACAACUUCACCUACACGGGGGAUGGUGAUGUCACACUCAUCACUGACAACAACGGCAACAUGGUGAACGUCCGCCGGGACUCUACCGGAAUGCCCCUCUGGCUGGUGGUCCCAGAUGGCCAAGUGUACUGGGUGACCAUGGGCACCAACAGCGCACUCAAGAGCGUGACCACACAAGGACAUGAGUUGGCCAUGAUGACAUACCAUGGCAACUCUGGCCUUCUGGCAACCAAAAGCAAUGAAAAUGGAUGGACAACAUUUUAUGAGUAUGACAGCUUUGGCCGCCUGACAAAUGUGACCUUCCCUACUGGCCAGGUGAGCAGUUUCCGAAGUGAUACAGACAGCUCAGUGCAUGUCCAAGUAGAGACCUCCAGCAAGGAUGAUGUCACCAUAACCACCAACCUGUCUGCUUCGGGUGCCUUCUAUACACUGUUGCAAGACCAGGUCCGGAAUAGCUACUACAUCGGGGCUGACGGCUCCCUGCGGCUGCUGCUGGCCAAUGGCAUGGAGGUGGCGCUGCAGACCGAGCCCCACCUGCUGGCGGGCACCGUCAACCCCACCGUGGGCAAGAGGAACGUCACACUGCCCAUUGACAACGGCCUGAACCUGGUGGAGUGGCGGCAGCGCAAGGAGCAGGCUCGGGGCCAGGUCACUGUGUUCGGGCGCCGGCUGCGGGUUCACAACCGGAACCUCCUGUCCCUGGACUUUGACCGUGUGACCCGCACUGAGAAGAUCUAUGACGACCACCGCAAGUUCACUCUCCGGAUCCUGUAUGACCAGGCAGGGCGGCCCAGCCUCUGGUCACCCAGCAGCAGGCUGAACGGCGUCAACGUGACGUACUCCCCCGGGGGCCAUAUUGCUGGCGUCCAGAGAGGCAUCAUGUCGGAGAGGAUGGAAUACGACCAAGCGGGUCGUAUCACAUCCAGGAUCUUUGCUGACGGGAAGACGUGGAGCUACACAUACUUAGAGAAGUCCAUGGUGCUGCUCCUCCACAGCCAGAGGCAGUAUAUCUUUGAGUUCGACAAGAACGACCGCCUCUCCUCUGUGACGAUGCCCAACGUGGCCCGGCAGACCCUAGAGACCAUCCGGUCCGUGGGCUACUACAGGAACAUCUACCAGCCACCCGAGGGCAACGCCUCAGUCAUCCAGGACUUCAGCGAGGACGGGCACCUCCUCCACACCUUCUACCUGGGCACAGGCCGCAGGGUCAUCUACAAGUAUGGCAAACUGUCAAAGCUGGCUGAGAUGCUGUAUGACACCACCAAGGUGAGCUUCACCUAUGACGAGACAGCAGGCAUGCUGAAGACCAUCAACCUACAGAACGAGGGCUUCACCUGCACCAUCCGCUACCGCCAGAUUGGGCCCCUGAUCGACCGCCAGAUCUUCCGCUUCACCGAAGAAGGCAUGGUCAAUGCUCGUUUUGACUAUAACUAUGACAACAGCUUCCGGGUGACCAGCAUGCAGGCUGUGAUCAAUGAGACCCCGCUGCCCAUCGAUCUCUAUCGCUAUGAUGACGUGUCAGGCAAGACAGAGCAGUUCGGGAAGUUUGGGGUCAUCUACUAUGACAUUAACCAGAUCAUCACUACGGCGGUCAUGACCCACACCAAACACUUUGACGCGUAUGGCCGGAUGAAGGAAGUGCAAUAUGAGAUUUUCCGCUCCCUCAUGUACUGGAUGACUGUCCAGUAUGACAACAUGGGGCGAGUAGUGAAGAAAGAGUUGAAGGUGGGACCCUAUGCCAAUACCACCCGCUACUCCUAUGAGUAUGACGCUGACGGCCAGCUCCAGACGGUCUCCAUCAACGACAAGCCACUCUGGCGAUACAGCUAUGAUCUCAAUGGGAACCUGCACUUACUGAGCCCCGGGAACAGUGCGCGGCUUACCCCACUAAGGUACGACCUCCGAGACCGCAUCACUAGGCUGGGUGACGUGCAGUACAAGAUGGACGAGGAUGGCUUCCUGAGGCAGCGGGGCGGGGAUGUCUUCGAGUACAACUCUGCUGGCCUGCUCAUCAAGGCGUACAACCGGGCCGGUGGCUGGAGCGUCAGGUACCGCUACGAUGGCCUGGGGCGGCGGGUGUCCAGCAAGAGCAGCCCCAACCACCACCUGCAGUUCUUCUAUGCAGACCUGACCAACCCCACCAAGGUCACCCACCUUUACAACCACUCCAGCUCCGAGAUCACAUCCCUCUACUACGAUCUGCAGGGGCACCUCUUUGCUAUGGAGCUGAGCAGUGGUGACGAGUUUUACAUAGCUUGUGACAACAUCGGGACCCCUCUUGCUGUCUUCAGUGGAACAGGCUUGAUGAUCAAGCAGAUUCUGUACACGGCCUACGGGGAGAUCUACAUGGACACCAACCCCAACUUCCAGAUCAUCAUCGGCUACCACGGUGGCCUCUACGAUCCACUCACCAAGCUCAUCCACAUGGGCCGGCGGGAUUAUGACGUGCUGGCUGGUCGCUGGACCAGCCCAGACCACGAGCUGUGGAAGCACCUUAGUAGCAGCAACAUCAUGCCUUUUAAUCUCUACAUGUUUAAAAACAACAACCCCAUCAGCAACUCUCAGGACAUCAAGUGCUUCAUGACAGAUGUGAACAGUUGGCUCCUCACCUUUGGAUUCCAGCUGCACAACGUGAUUCCCGGCUACCCCAAGCCAGACAUGGAUGCCAUGGAACCAUCCUACGAGCUCAUCCACACACAGAUGAAAACUCAGGAAUGGGACAACAGCAAGUCUAUCCUUGGGGUACAGUGUGAAGUGCAGAAGCAGCUCAAGGCCUUCGUCACCCUGGAACGUUUUGACCAGCUCUACGGCUCCACGAUCACCAGCUGCCAACAGGCCCCCGAGACAAAGAAGUUUGCAUCCAGUGGCUCGGUUUUCGGCAAGGGGGUCAAGUUUGCCUUGAAGGAUGGCCGAGUGACCACAGACAUCAUCAGUGUGGCCAACGAGGAUGGGCGGAGGGUCGCUGCCAUCUUGAACAAUGCCCACUACCUAGAGAACCUGCACUUCACCAUUGACGGGGUGGACACCCACUACUUCGUGAAGCCAGGGCCUUCAGAAGGCGACCUGGCCAUCCUGGGCCUCAGUGGGGGGCGGCGAACCCUGGAGAAUGGGGUCAAUGUCACCGUGUCCCAGAUCAACACGAUGCUCAAUGGCAGGACUAGACGCUACACAGACAUCCAGCUCCAGUACGGGGCGCUGUGCUUGAGCACUCGCUACGGGACGACGUUGGACGAGGAGAAGGCACGGGUGCUGGAGCUGGCCCGGCAGAGAGCCGUGCACCAGGCGUGGGCCCGUGAGCAACAGCGACUUCGGGAAGGGGAGGAAGGCCUGCGGGCCUGGACGGAGGGGGAGAAGCAGCAGGCACUGAACACAGGGCGGGUUCAAGGCUAUGAUGGCUUCUUCGUCAUCUCCGUGGAGCAGUACCCAGAACUGUCAGACAGCGCUAACAACAUCCACUUCAUGAGACAGAGCGAGAUGGGCCGGAGGUGACAGAGAGGACUCCGGCCUGCACUUCUUGCCAAAGACAGCUACUCUUUUGUGGCCACACACCUGACUGGGUUGUACUUUAAAAAAAAAAAAAAAAGAAAGAAAGAAAGAAAGAAAGAAAAGAAAAGAAAAAAGAAAAGAAAAGAAAAAAAAAAGAAAAAUCCUUUUUUUAACAAGUGCAGAAAACAAACAAAAAUACUGGUUGCAUUGUAACUCAUGCAACAUCCUUUUUUUUAAGAAAAGAAAAACACAAAUUUGGCCUUCACACAUUUUUUGCAAAGAACAGAGGGUAUUUUUUUUUCUGUAGUGUGAUCACAAUGAAAACCUUAUUGUCUCUUGUUCCCUUUUUCCUUGAGGAUUUUUCCCUGUUGUUGGGGUACAUUUCUCCUCUCUGAGACACAUCUUCUGAGGUGUGUCCUUGUCUGUCUCUAGGUACCCGGUGUGAUGUGAGACACAGUGUCUGUGCUAAUUUGUCUCAUGUGCAACCCUUUCUUCCGUGGGGGUCGGGCAGGAGUGCGGGGUGCAGUCAUGGGCUAGUACCAAACUUCCGAGGGGAGCCUGGAAGGAGGGUCUGCAGGACCUGAGGAUUUUUGGCUCAGCUCCCACAGACAAGUGGUGGCUUUUUUACUCACCGUGUUCUGUGCCUCUGGAGGACCAUGGACGUCUUCAUCUCUCUCUGGGGAAUUUUGUGAUAUCAUUCAGCACCUUUUUCAAGCUGUCCCCAGCUCCUGUCCAAGCUUUAUAUUUUGAUGCUAAAUGGAACCCACAACCCCUUUUGCAAAUCCUGUGUAGUUGUUGGUGCCAGCCCCAUGCUGGGAUGGAGAAAGCAUUCCCCAGGUCCCUUCCCCCCAGUCUGGUGACAUAACAUCCUGGGGCUAAGAGCCUCAUCCUCCCCAAGAGGGAGAGGCACCCAGGAUGUCUGUGGUUGGUCGGUCUUCCCAUGAUGUUCCUUAUUAUUCAUCUCUUCCUCUCUCCCAAAGUCAGAUGUGAGAACCAGCACUGCCCGGCAAGCCCACCACGUGGGCACAAGGUCCAGGGAGGGGCAGGCCACCCUCGGCAAAAGGAUGGCAGUCGUAGCAAAGAUACCAGCCUGCCUUCCUGGGUGAAACUUUCUCCCCAUGGCUUGGGGUAUCUUCCCUCCACUGCUCAGCUCCACCACUGAGAAACAGGAAUGUGGAGAGAGGUGCUUGGUGGCCUUUGAUUCUGGAAAGAGACUUAAGAAACAGUCAGCCAAAGAGAGGAAGGCAUAAGCCAAGCAUCUUCUAACCAGCUCCUGAAGGCUUCUCUGCCUCCCACUCACGGGCCAGUAACAUAGUGGGGGUGCAGCAGCUUAGGUGUUCCGGAAUUCCUUCUGUGAAAUUCUUCUAAAACAGCUUCCCCUCUAGAGGAGUCUGUCCAGGGUUUUAAAGAGAGACUGAGGAGAAAGGAGGACAGAGCUAAUCCGGCGUGACCUGGCCGCGUCAUCCAGCCCCUGCCCCCCCUGCUGCCCCCGGGCUGGGCCCAGUUCCUGAGGCCGAUGCCUGCAGAGCAGGCAGGCCAGGCUACAGUUGUCCCUGUGGAGACCCAGGCCUGAGGUCAUUGGGAAGAGGCAUUCGCCCACUGGGGAAUGGGCACAACCCGCCCCUGGAGGGCCUGCCCGGGGAAAGGCUGCAGCCAACCGGCCAGGGAAGCAUUGAGGGGAGGGGAAAGUAGCAGCAAGAGUUAGGAGCUCCUCGCUCCUGGUUCAUCCGCCUAAUUACGAUCAUCAUUACCACUCAUAGGAGGUUCUGGGAGACCAGGAGGGGAAGCCAAAUGCUUCCUUUUGAGCUGGGCUUCUUAGAAAAUGGGACUUUUAUGGGUUACAUUUACAUUAAGUGUGGAAAAUGAAUUCUGAGUCUGAGCUACCCCCCCGUGGGGACCUUGUUGGACUGAUAAGCUCAUGGCACCUUUAUAGCCUUACUCACAGAGUCUUCAGAAUAUUACACGAGUUAAUGAAACCAAGAAAGUCUUUACUGCAUGAGAAUUGGAGCAGCGUGUAGCCUGGUUUCCGCCUGGCAGAGGGAGGCAUCCACAGCUUCUCGGGAGAGGAGGUUUCGCCUUACGUCAUUCCACCGGGAUUAGAGGAUAUGUUUCGCUAAGUGCUCUUCCUGUUUCCAAAAGAAGUCACAUGGCUGCGACAGUGCACCUUGGCCUGUUGGUCCACUGGGUCCAGAGCGCUGCUGAGUCAGAUGUGGUGCUCCUCGGGCCCACUGCGUGGUUCCUGGGAGCUGGUGGUGGGCUCCCAUCAGGCAUAAUCGUUCUUGGAUGGGAGGGACAGCAGUUUGGCCUGAAGAACACGUUUUUUUUUUAAUCCAAAAUAGACUUCUGCCUCUCAAAGCAUACUCUUGAUAUAAGGAGCCCUUGGGUGAAGCUCUCCUGCCCAGUAGCCUAGCUGAUCAGUUCUAUCUUGGCUGCCUGACACUAGUCAAGACCUGCUGGGGACAUCUACUUGGAGGUCAGAGGUAACACGAGAGCCAAGGGAAUGAAUCAUCUCCCUACACCUUCCCAGGCCUCUGAGCCUCCACCACCAACCCCCCACCAAAGUGAUAGUAUGGACUUCUAAAGAUCAAAAACACAGAGAAUUCCUGUGUGUCCUUUUGUUUCAGCGAAUAACACUUUACCUGUCCUGGGCUACACACCACCGAGGAGACCCAGCGUUUCUGCGGGGAGAAGUUGAGGCAUUCCCAAGCUUUAGAGAAAAGAUGUCAGGUGUGGGCUAGGCAGCAUUAUUUCACAUGGGUACUACUGCUCCUGGAGACAGCGCUUCUGGCCUUGGCCUUCCUGAGUCGGCUUCUGUUCAGGCCAGCAGGUGACGAAGUGCCUCCCUUCUCAGUCUGUCCUGCUGCUGAGACCAGCAGGCGCAAUCUCACAGCAAGAGUGAGUCUGAAGGCAUAAGCCAGAGAGAUCCCUGUGCCCACUGAGUGGCCUCCAAGCAUCAAACCCCAUCCUUGACGGCACCUGCCCUUUUGGCACUAAACAACCCAAACAUGUCCAUUUCUUGGAGCAACCAGCCUUCCCUCACUGGCCCAGGGUCGUGAUCCUGCAGGAGGUCAGCUUCUGUGCCCUAGAAAAGGGUUUAUUUUGGAAGAAUUCCUGCCUUCUUCCCUGUCUUCCACAGCUCCCAUCGGGCCCUGACCCUCAGCCCCUCUGCCAUCAUUUUAAACAGGACUUUAAUGAUGCGCCGACCUGGUUUUUUAUAGGAUGAGAUUGCCUUUUUUUUGUUUUUUACCCGCCCUCCAGACAGACAGCAUUGGAGGGCAGAGCUAUGAGGAGGGGAAGAAGCUCCCUGGUAAUUUACAGCUUUGUAAGCCGCUGAUGCUUGUCUCAGAACUGUUGGCUGAGAAUUAACCCAAGCAACAGCCCAGUGCCUGGGGUCUACCUAGUGGUGGAGAAUUUGAAACAAUCCCUAGGAAAGUGACCAGAAGUUGAGAAUGGUUUAAAUAAUCAGGAUGGGGUGGGGCAGAAGCAGAAGGGGACGGUGAGGCAAGGAAGGGGAUUAACCCUGGGCAGUGUUUUUAUAGACACAUAACAAGGAAGCACAUUCGCUUAAAAAAAAAAAAAAAAAGUAUAAAGGACCUUUUCAGCUGUGACCUUUAAGUACCACCUUUAUAGGUGGCAGUUUCCAUUAUGCAAAGACAGGGCUCUCGAGGUGAAAUCUUAGAACACAGCUUCACAUCUGCAGCCUCGUGGUUGUGGUGGCCACGUGGUGAGGGCCGGGAUGCUGAGCUUGGAGCCCAGGAGCAAGGAGCUCGCCAGGACUCUGCAGGAUCCCGGGCUUUGGGGUUUGAUCUCCUGGUGCUCAAAGUCAGAUCUCUUCUCCAUUCCUCAUAGCAACCACUAAGCCCAGGCUCUGGCUUCUGGUCCUGAGCUGGGGCCCGCCUCCAGAGAGGUCCCAGGAAGAACCCAGUCUCUUCUUUCUAUUGGGAUCCUUGUUAGGACUCAAAGCCUUCUGUUUAAGGCUCAUAAUUCCCAGCUAGGUUUAUACAUUUGUCUACAUUUUAUUGGAAGGGUGGGGAUUAAAAGAACUCUGUCGUUCAAGGCCCUUUCAUUUAACCUUCAAAAAAACAGCAAACUCAUUUUAAAGACUCAUUGCUCAGGUGAUAGAAACUUUAUCCUUUCUAACCUUUACAUUCUCCAAAACCAGCCCUGUGUACUUGACCGCCCCAGACAGCGGCGAGCUCUUCGGUUUCAUCAUGAAUGUGGAAGACCAGAGUAGGGAGGAGGCCUGGGUGGGGCUCAUGUUGGGUUUCUCACCCCCUCUGGAAUGACACUGGGUGACUUCUUGGUCCCCAAGAACAUGUGAUUGAUUCUGAGGGCAAAUUGCCAAUGGAGAACCAAGCCUCAGGCAGGCUCAGCUGUCCCAGCAGAAGCUGAGUCACAGAUGUGUGGUGGUGCCCGGCAGCCCCCGAUUCACCCGACACCAGAGUCCCGCUUUCCUAAACCUGCCUGUUCUUGAACACUUCUGAACCCGCAGCUUUGGCAAAAGGACUCUCCCAAGCUGCCUUUGGACGACCAACACUGGAGACUCUGGCCUUACCAUGUGGAAAUAGUUUUCCUGAAGUCUGGAACUAAUUUUGAGAAGUUUUUUUCUCAACACUUUUGUGUUUCUAACACUGUAUUCUUGACUGUGUAAAUACCGACAAGGCUGUAAAUAAAUGCAGAUGUAGAUACCUUCUAGAAAAAAAAAAAACGCAUAAAAACAAAACCAGAAGUGAUCCCGUGUAGCCUUCGUUGACAAAUAAAAGAAUAUUUUGUGUUUAA